Talaromyces rugulosus is the source of this 1095-nucleotide messenger RNA. RefSeq lists its product as uncharacterized. Gene Ontology annotation, cellular component: cytoplasm. Gene Ontology annotation, biological process: GDP-mannose biosynthetic process; cell wall mannoprotein biosynthetic process. NCBI's taxonomy places the organism in Eukaryota, Fungi, Ascomycota, Eurotiomycetes, Eurotiales, Trichocomaceae. The record is from RefSeq and is a predicted model, not a curated record. Gene Ontology annotation, molecular function: mannose-1-phosphate guanylyltransferase (GTP) activity; GTP binding. The coding region runs from base 1 to 1095 and encodes 364 amino acids. The transcript has 5 exons.
AUGAAGGCUCUCAUUCUCGUCGGAGGGUUUGGCACCCGUCUGCGACCCCUCACGCUCACCCUCCCCAAACCCCUGGUCGAGUUUGCCAACCGGCCCAUGAUCCUCCAUCAAGUCGAGAGCUUGGCUGCUGCUGGUGUCACCGACAUUGUCUUGGCCGUCAACUACCGACCUGAUGUUAUGGUUGCCGCCCUGAAGAAGUAUGAAGAGCAGUACAACGUGAAGAUUGAGUUCUCCGUCGAGUCUGAGCCACUGGGCACCGCCGGCCCCCUGAAACUAGCAGAGAAGAUCCUCGGCAAGGAUGACUCGCCGUUCUUUGUCCUGAACUCGGAUGUCAUUUGCGAAUAUCCCUUCCAGCAGCUGGCCGAUUUCCACAAAUCACACGGCGACGAAGGCACCAUUGUGGUCACCAAAGUCGACGAGCCUUCCAAGUACGGCGUUGUUGUGCACAAGCCGAACCAUGCUUCUCGCAUCGACCGUUUUGUCGAAAAACCCGUGGAAUUCGUUGGUAACCGCAUCAAUGCCGGCAUCUAUAUUCUCAACCCCAGCGUUCUCAACCGCAUCGAGCUACGUCCCACUUCUAUCGAGCAGGAGACCUUCCCCGCCAUCGUCAAGGAAGGCCAGCUGCACUCUUUCGACCUAGAAGGCUUUUGGAUGGAUGUCGGUCAACCCAAGGACUUCCUUUCGGGUACCUGUCUGUACCUGUCGUCGCUUACCAAGAACAAUUCGAAGCUGCUGGCGCCAUCUUCGGAGCCUUUUGUUUAUGGCGGGAACGUGAUGGUGGAUCCCACCGCCAAAGUCGGCAAAAACUGUCGCAUCGGGCCUAAUGUGGUGAUUGGGCCCAACGUUGUCGUGGGUGACGGAGUCCGUCUCCAGCGCUGUGUUCUUCUGGAAAACACCAAGGUCAAGGACCAUGCCUGGGUCAAGUCGACCAUUGUCGGCUGGAACAGCUCUGUGGGCAAAUGGGCUCGCCUUGAGAAUGUCACCGUUCUUGGUGACGAUGUGACGAUUGCGGAUGAGGUUUACGUGAAUGGUGGCUCGAUUCUGCCUCACAAGAGCAUCAAGCAGAACAUUGAUGUUCCCGCGAUUAUCAUGUAA